AGACAAAGAGUGUAUGUACAUGUAACUGUGGACAGUCGCGAAGUGGACGUGACGAAUUGCUUUCCGGAGCUAGUGACGGGAUGUUCCUAUUGUGAUUUAUUAGAGGGCCACGGAAUAGCCCUCGCGCUCGCUAGCUAUUUGUUCUUUUUGUAGCUGUAUAAGAGAAUAAUGUAACAUCGCGGAAAAGAUUGGGGAUACAGAUUCGCAAUUGUAGAUAAGAUGGAUGUUCACGGUGCUGGAGUAGUCGCCGUUCUGGGUACAGUUGGAGCCGCUACCGGGGCGAUCUCGGCAGUGAUUGUCUACACCAUUUGUGCACGUCGCCGACGUUUGCCACUGCUUACUUCGGUCGGAGGACCACUUAACUGGUUUGAAAGGGAUUUGCUGGACAGAGCCGAGGAAGCAGCCAGAUCGUCAAAGGACGUUUUGGUUGGUGUCACACUUUCACGUGAUAACAAAAUUACCAGACGUAGUGACAGUCACUCUGAUGACGAUGAAUGGCAAUCAGAUCAUGUAUUUGACAGCAUUGCCAGCGAUUCUCCUAGAAGAGUUAUGCAGCAUCAUCUCUCGGAAUCAGACGAUAUUCCUCCGUCUCCGAUAAGUCCGCUCGCACCACCUCUUCCGGAAGGUGCAGUGGUCGCAUCAGAGAAGCGCAUGGUAAUCGUCAGGCAGCCGCCACGAAGUAUAGAUGGAUCUCAGUCCCGAUUAAAUAGCGUCGAAAUCGUCGACUCAGCUCGACGACAUAAGCUCUCUUCAUCCUCUUCGACCUCAUCGUCUGAUGAAAUCAGAGGUGAAUUAAAACUAGGACUGAUCUACGACGCUAACGCUGGAAUACUUACUGUGAGACUUAUCGAGGCGCACGAUCUUCGUGCCCGGGAAUUGAGCGGCAUCGCAGAUCCUUAUGCUAAGAUACGUUUGCUGCCUGAUCGAAGCAACGUAUGGCAAACCACGAUACACAGGCGUACUCUGAAUCCUGUAUUCGACGAGGAUUUUGUCUUCGAAGUAUCGCCUCCAUCAUCAUUGGCCGGAAGGACAUUGGAAAUCCUGCUCUACGAUUUUGAUGCGUUCACGCGACACCGAGGUUUGGGCUACGUACAGCUUCCUCUAGGUUCCGUACCGGAUCUUGGUACAAACUUGAUGACCAUUACGAAACCAGUUCUGCGAUAUGGGGCAGAGGGUGGUUUCAAGGCACCACCUCUAGGAGAACUGAUGGUUUCUAUCUCGUAUCAGGUGUCUCUGGAAAAACUGACAAUUAUUGUCGUCAGGGCGAGAAAUUUACCUGUUCUCGACGACCCUGCGAAUGCCAACUCAUAUGUAAAGGUAUCGCUCAUUCAGGAUGGUAAGAGUCUUAAAAAGAAAAAAUCGGGUAUACAGCGUGAGACUACUAGUCCUGUAUGGAAUGAUAUCCUUAGCUUUGACAUCAGUAGCGACGUGUUACCGAAGUGUGUCUUACAAUUCUCCGUGUUACGAGCUAACGGCGAUCUUUUAGCCAAAUGCGAGGUAUCCGGCUCGUGCCAAAGAGAAUUGUUUCAGCGUGUAUUAUCUGGCAAAGGUGCUUCAGCGCAGUGGUUACCGUUGUCGGAACCAGAAGGGCAACACAGCGAUAACGGCGACUUGAAAGAUUAAGAGAAUAUAUUAAAAUAUAUGAGAAUGCAUCGUAUCGUAUAACUAUUUUGAAAUGUACGAUGAAAUGCUUCCGUAAGAAUCAAGAGUUGACCAUCUCUUCCAUUCACAAAUUGAAUAAACAAGAUAAUUCAAUAUUGAACAAACAAAACUAAUAUUCCAAAAUAUAUCUUCUUUAGAAAAUGAUGCAAAUUGAUGCGCUGGCGCCGUAUAUCUAAUAAUUAUAACUUGUAUUAUUAUAAUAUAGUAUUAUAUAUUCUUAGUUCUAGGCUUUUCUGAGAAUCGUAUUUUCAGAAUGUUUUUUUGCAUCGACACACUUCUAAGAACAUUGCAGGUUUCGUAACACGGCUUUCGACUGUAUAUAACGAUUAUACGAAUUAUUUUUAUUAACAUUUAUAGUAUAUCAUUAGCAAAUUGGCAAAAAUCAUUGCCGUAUCUAUUUUUGCUUACACUGAAUCUUAUACUGCGUAUUAUAUUUAUGAUCGAUUGUUAUAAUCCUAUAACAAUCGAAUCCGCAUAUCAAACGAUACCAAAUACGUUUUACACGUUCUUAUCAACAGCUAUACUAUAUUUUAUAUAUAUUUUUAUAUUUUACUGCGCAUGAAAGAGAAAUAAUAAUAGGAAAUUUGGUGUGCAUCCAGAAUUUUAUGUACAUCAUGAUGCAAGUAGUACUUGUAUUAUGAUGUACAUCAAACAUUUUAUGACCAUUUCCGUUCCAUACACACCAACUGAUUAACGAUGAAAUAUGACAGGAUGUUAUAUCCUAUCAAUCAUCUUAGAAAGCAUAAAAGUAUGUAAUCGAGUUGAAUUACUAUAUGAUAAACUGUAAUAAUCACACACGUUGAUUCUAUAUUAUAGUGAUAUAUAUAAAAUUGUUUUCACAUUUUGUUACACAAGACAGAUUAUAACAUAAAAAAGAAAGAUGAAUCCACCUAUGAAAGCAGGCUCUUUCAUUGAUGGAAUAAUUGUUAUUAAGAUUCCUGUUUCCUCAGUGCAAUCAUAUCGAAUUAUAUGACGAGAAUCUCAUAAACUUUUCUUGUGAAAUAUUAUAUUUAAAUAAAUUAAUUCUCACACACUAUUCACGUUUGAUAAGAUGAUUUAUAAAAAAAUCUAUUAAAAAUUAUCUCUUUUUUUUAUCUAGCACUAAAUACAGAUAAUUCAUAUAUGUAAUUCAAUCAUGUCCUAUAUCUUUAAUAAAAAUUAAUUUUACAAGUUUUUACAAGAUUUCGAGCUAUUAUAAUGAAUUUACAAAACAAAAAAAGACUAUCAAUUUAUAUUAUCAGACAAGAGUAAUGAUAUAAAAAAAAAAAUUAGUUUAUUUCAACAAAAUCGCAAGAAAACAAUUCACAAUUUCGUUUCAUAAUCCAAUAUGAUAGUAGAGGAACUAGGUUUAAACAUAAUAUAAAGCGAGAUUAAAUUGAUUAAAAAUUACCAAUCAGCACGCCGAAGACAAAAUAUAUGGUUCGAAUUGUAGUUCACUCGAUAGAUAUAUUAAAGAAAACAGACAUUCGGAUGUACAUGUGUGUAUAGCAGAAAAGAAAUAGAAAAUAAUAUAUUUUCAUCCUACAUAUAGUAUUUAUCAAACAUGUUCUGUGCAUGUUUCAUUGAUAUUCAUAUAUAUAGAGAAACAGAACAUAUAAAUAGUAAAAAGUACUAGAAAAAAAUUAAAAAAGUAUAUCUUCAUUAUUUGUGAUCGCUUUUCUAUGGUUAAAAAGAAAGUAUAUACCUCUUAUCAAAUUGUUUUAUCGUUUAUUGUACGAUGUAACUGUACAUAUAUAAAGGAAUGGACCAACACGAUCCUUGUGCUUAGUCGAAUAAACCUGUAAUCAAAUAGUGCAAUGUGAUUAAGAUAGAAAUUAAUUAUAUUUUGUUAAGUCGAUUUAAUUCUGUGUAUUCUCAUUUUGAAAUUGUCGUCAUAUGUAUUCAGCUAAUACAUGCAAUAUUAAUCAAUUAA
Nylanderia fulva is the source of this 3574-nucleotide messenger RNA. Its product is annotated as synaptotagmin-5. Gene Ontology annotation, cellular component: exocytic vesicle; plasma membrane; synaptic vesicle membrane. Gene Ontology annotation, biological process: synaptic vesicle endocytosis; calcium ion-regulated exocytosis of neurotransmitter. Lineage: Eukaryota; Metazoa; Arthropoda; Insecta; Hymenoptera; Formicidae. The record is from RefSeq and is a predicted model, not a curated record. Gene Ontology annotation, molecular function: clathrin binding; calcium-dependent phospholipid binding; SNARE binding.